AAAAAAGAAGAAGAAGAAGAAUAGUAUGCGAUUCGAGUUCCAAAAGUCAAGGUUCCCUUCUCUCUUCCUUCUCCUUCUCUCUCUCUCUCAUUUCGCUGCAGAAGAAAAUGAAGUUUCCUUGUAGAUUACCAAACAGCCUUAUCUCCUAUCUCCUAUCGUCAUCCGAAUCCAACUAUUAUAGAACUUGUGAUUCUGAGGGAAGUUCUCAAUUGCUAAAAGAUUAUGCGACGCGGGAAUUCAAUGCUUUCCUCUGGAUUUCUCUCGUCACUGUCACAGCUCUCUUGUUCGAGAAGGUUUUCAAGUUGUGUAGAUUAUGGUCUAAAGCGAGGAGAAUCGCUGGGCCUCCUUGUACUUCCUUCUUCGGGCAUAAUAACUUUGGUUCCCGCGGGAAUUUCAUCGACCUGUUGUCGGAGCUGCACAAUGAAUAUGGAUCAGUUUUUAAGUUGUGGUUGGGGCCUACUCAGCUUCUGGUAUCCAUAAAAGAUCCAGAACUUAUCAAAGAGAUGCUUUUGAAGGCUGAGGACAAAUUGCCUUUUACUGGAAAGGCUUUUCGAUUAGCCUUUGGACGAUCAAGCCUUUUCUUUUGCUCCUAUGAUCAGGCAGAAAAGAGGAGGGAAUCAUUGGCACUGCAGUUAAAUGAAAAGUUGGUUGGGAGAGCAAAUGUAAUUCCUAAAUAUGUCAUAGAUUGUAUUAUGGAAAGAAUAGAAGAGAUUAUGGGCAAAGGAAAUGUUGAUUGUAAAAUGGUUUCUCAACAUAUGGCUUUUACCAUUUUGGGGGCCACACUAUUUGGAGAUGCAUUCUUGGCAUGGUCUAAGGCAAAUUUCUAUGAGGAGCUUCUAAUGACGAUUGCUAAGGAUGCUUCCUUUUGGGCCUCUUAUAGAGUUACUCCCUUCUGGAAACAAGGAUUUUGGAGAUACCAGUCUUUGUGCGCAAACUUGAAAUGUUUAACCCAGGAUAUUGUUCAACAGUGCAGAAAAAAUUGUAAAAUUUUUCACCAUGUGGAUCAAAACUCCAAUGAUGAAACUGUCAAAUAUGGGAUGAAAGCUGCAUCUGGCAUACCACCUUCUGGUGUUGUGCUGCAAGAUAAAUUCUCAAGGGAGCUUGAUGGCCAUCUUAAUUCAAGGGAAGAGCCAUGUGGGAAUAUAAUGGGUAUGAUGUUUCAUGGAUGCUUAGCCACUGCAGGUUUGAUGACUAAUAUCUUGGAAAGGCUUGCUACAAAUCCAGAGAUACAGGAUAAGAUAUACUUGGAGAUUAUUAUGGUAAGGCAAGGAUCAACAAAAGAUGCUCAAAACGUUGAUAAGAUGGUCUUACUAUUGGCAACUAUUUAUGAAUCAGCUCGCCUUCUGCCACCUGGACCUUUGCUACAGAGAUGUUCUUUGAAAGAUGAUUUGAGACUCAAAAAUGGUGUAAUUAUACCCGCUGGAGCAGGAUUGGUUGUGCCUGUGCAUCUGCUGCAGAUGGAUGAUGCUAGUUGGGGCAGUGAUGCUAGCAAAUUUAAUCCAUAUCGGUUUUUGCCAAAAGUUGGAAAGGUUUCUGAUUCAGAGCAGGAUAAUUCAUUUACAGGGGUUGCUGAAGGUUAUGUUGACACAACUCGGACCUCAUUCGUUUUGAAUGAUCCAAAUGACAAUGCAGCUUUUCUUCCCUUUGGUGCUGGUAUGCGUGCAUGUGUGGGUCAGAAGUUUGUAAUCCGGGGAGUUGCCACUUUGUUUGCGUCAUUGCUUGAACGCUAUAAGGUAAGGCUUCAACCGAGACUGGGAAAUGACCUCAAAUCAACUGUUCCAGAGAUAGUGUUUCUGAGGAGAAACAGUCAAAAGAAUGACUAAAUGUGAAGAUUACUGUGCAUGGACAAGCUUUUUUAUUGUUCAUCAAAUUAUUGUUGUAUAAACACUUAAUCGAACAAUCCCUUUUUAUCCUUCCUCUGUCUCGAGGAUCGAUGGGGAGUCCUUUCCUUUUUUUGCUCUGUAGCUACGAAAGAGGAGGAUGUUGCAUGAGUGUGUUUUAUGUCUCGUGCUGCUUCUCUUUCUCGUUUUUAGAAUAGCUUGAGUGCUGUCCUGAAUGCCAUGAUAAUUGGCUUGGUUUUGAAGCUCUCUGGGCAUGUAUUCGCUACCGAGCCUAACGGUUUUCUUCCCCAUCCUUCAUCUUUGAAGUUACUAUUAUUACCAAUUUCUAUUGUUCUCUCCUAUGAACCUUUUUUUUUUUUUCCCUCCAAGAGAGGGUUUAUGUUGUAACUUGAUGCUUAUACGACAUUGUGUAGCAAUAUUACUGUUGAUUUUCAUGAAUAAUGUUGUUCUUUUUAUUUUAAUUUUGGUAUAUUCAAGAAGGAAAGCACAAUUUCCUUUCAUUUUCUCUCA
Hevea brasiliensis (rubber tree) is the source of this 2351-nucleotide messenger RNA. RefSeq names its product cytokinin hydroxylase. NCBI's taxonomy places the organism in Eukaryota, Viridiplantae, Streptophyta, Magnoliopsida, Malpighiales, Euphorbiaceae. Gene Ontology annotation, molecular function: iron ion binding; oxidoreductase activity, acting on paired donors, with incorporation or reduction of molecular oxygen; heme binding. The record is from RefSeq and is a predicted model, not a curated record. The coding region runs from base 108 to 1823 and encodes 571 amino acids. The transcript is spliced from 7 exons.